Messenger RNA from Onychostoma macrolepis, 3874 nucleotides. It is a transcript of the gene myadma, whose product is annotated as myeloid associated differentiation marker a. The transcript is spliced from 2 exons. Gene Ontology annotation, cellular component: membrane. Bases 29 to 1087 code for a protein of 352 amino acids. The record is from RefSeq and is a predicted model, not a curated record. NCBI's taxonomy places the organism in Eukaryota, Metazoa, Chordata, Actinopteri, Cypriniformes, Cyprinidae.
GUGAGAGAAAGGCAAUACCUAAUUUGGUAUGAAAUGGGCGUGGAGGACUGAAGUGAGCCCCGUUAAGGAAGAGAACAUCUGGGCAGCGUUACAGGAGAGAGGCUCGAUUCUCCUUUGUGAUAAAAACUGGAAUAAAGCGGAAAAAGUCUGUACAAGAGUCAUCAGAAGGACACACAUUGCACAUCCAAAAACUUCUUCAAUCAUGCCUCUGGUGAUCUUGAAGUCCUCCCGUCUCAUGUGGGUGCGUUUGGCCGCACUAGUGUUCACUUGUGUGGCAUUUAGCGUGGCGGCCCAUGGAGGGGCGGUCAGCGGCGGCAUGUACGACUGGAGCAUCUUCUGCUGGGCUUUCAGCUUCGCCGGGACCCUGCUGGUUUUGGUGGUGGAGCUCAUGGGUCUCCAAUCUCGUGCCCCUGUGUCCUGGAACAACUUCCCUAUUACUUUCGCCUGCUACGCUUUGCUUCUUUGCCUGUCGGCGUCCAUCAUCUUCCCGCUCUACUUCCUGAAGGGCGAAGCGAGGCGCAACGAGAUACGAGACCACCGAAUCGCCUCCUCGGUCUUCUCCUGCCUGGCCACCGUGGCGUAUUUCGUCGAAGUGUGUCUGACGCGAGCGCAACCGGGCGAAGUCGCCGGGUACAUGGCCACGGUUCCAGGCCUGCUGAAGGUUUGCGAGACCUUCGUGGCCAGCGUCAUAUUCGUGUUCGUCAGCGACCCCAUCUCUUACGACAGUCACUCGGCUCUGAAGUGGUGCAUGGCUGUCUACUGCAUCUGUUUCGUGAUUUCGGCAGCCAUCGUGAUCAUGUGCAUUGGCGAAUGCACUGGACGCUUGCCGUUCCCGUUCGCACGCUUCCUAUCUGCCUACGCUCUGCUGGCGGUCAUCAUGUACCUCACCGCCACCAUCAUUUGGCCGAUCUUCAAAUUCGACAGCCGUUAUUCGAGGAGCUCAAGUCGACCAGCCUUCUGUCAAUACAGUCCUGGAUUGUGUCCGUGGGAUAAACUGGUGGCCGUGGCAGUUCUCACCGCUCUCAACUUCCUGAUCUAUCUAGCGGAUCUGGUGUAUUCUGCCCGAUUGGUGUUUGUCACGGUGUGAGAGAGCAAACGGACGUCUUUUCCCUGACAUUGAUGAAAUCUUUAAAAGCUAAAGAUUUUGCAGACUGUGCUUCAAUGAGUUUGAGCUUUUAUUCCAAGUUUCUGGAGCAGGAGGAAAAUAUUCAGUGAAUAAUGGUGCGUUCAAGUCAGAAAGUUCGUACUUAUGAGUUAAACCUGCAUAAACACCACCACAGUGGCAUAAUUAUGAGUGGGAAACAGUAUUAGUUUAGUAGUUUUUAGUCUCAUUGAUUGAGUAAUCGUGCUGUUUAUAUAAUUAAAUAUCAUUAUCGAGUUAAUUAAGGGUGUCGAAAUAUAUUGGCCAUAUUUGAACACAUACUAUAAUACGACACAUAAUAAUUCAGUGGCAGCGCCGUUAUGCAGCGUUAUCUGUCCACCUUUUUCCUACGCCCCAUUACGCUUUGCGCAAAUUAUGGGAGUAACUUCUGUUUACACUGUAAACAAUGAGCAAAAGGUUCGCUCUAUGAUAAGCAUUUUCAAAAACUGGGUACAAUGACGUGACAUUAUUUUACUCACCCUUCAACCAUCGAUCAUUAAAAUGAAAUUCAAAAGUGUAAAAUCAUUAACGAAUUAGUUUCAGCGUGCCUCGAAGAUCCUUCUAUCCGCAGCAAUUUUACCGACGUGUUAAGUAUCAUUAUAUAGUAAUAUUUCAUAACAAUUACAUUUUACAGCGUCUGUGUGAAAACAAAGAUUUGGGGAGAAAAAUGCAAGAUUCUUAGUGCAUUCCAGGGAAUUAUUCCUGGUUUAUAUCGUAAAUUAAAUCGGGAGAGCAGACCACAAAUGCAUAGUAUAUGUUGUCUUUUUUCAUUUACUUUCAGCGGAAUACAACGGAAACAUGAAAAUAAUCAGGAGUGAAAUAAUGCAACCCAGCUGAAAAGAGCUAUAGAUAUCGUUGUUAUAUCACGUCACAUUAACAUAUCAAACGUAACAUUAUUCUCCUAACUUCUGAAAACAGAAAAUGAAUGAAAAUGUACAGCUCAUUCAGUCAAAAUGAUGGAUAAGGGUCAUCUUAUGAUCUGAAAUGAUUUGUUGCAGUCUUUUUGAGUAGAACUUUCCCAAACCGGAAGUGCCUCCCGUAAUAUAAAAAGCAGUAGGCUCGCUGGGAAAAAGGUGGAUAAUCUUCGGUUAAAUUCUCAUUUGUGGUUUGUUUCAUUCAUACUCGACACCAGAAGGUGCCCUGGCACAGAAAGUUCACAAGCGAGACUCAUAUACAUAAUAUAGCAUAUUACCUUCCAAGAAAUCCCUACAAAGCACCCAGCAAUCACUGUAGCUGAAUGAAAUGCAGAAAAAAAAAUGUUUUGUAUUGUAAAACGUGAUGAGAAUCAGCACACGAUUAUAACAGUAUACGUUUUAUCUGUGUUCUUCAAGCAAUCUCAGGUAUUUUCAUAAGGAUAAUGUAUAUUUAUUUUCCUAUAUUGUAUAAUUCUGUUUAGUGUAAUUGUUCCUUUUGUGUGCAAUGAAAAAAAAUAAUAAUAAUUUGACUGAUAGCAUUAUUUAUUAUUAUUAUUAUUAUUUAAUUUUUUAGGAUCUCUGUAGAUAUCACGAUACAUCAUUAUUGUGAAUUUUAGAGGCCAAUAAUCAUGUAGUGAAAUAUCUGAUAUCAUGACAGCCCAAAUAUAUAUAUAUAUAUAUAUAUAUAUAUAAUUAAGUCUUUAUUUAACCAGGAGAGAACCUCACUUAUAGGCGGCCCAGUUAUACAAAUACACGUAUGACAAAAAAACAGUAAAAUAUCAAUAAAAAUACAGCAUUAGAAGCAUUUGCAAAUCAUUAAAUCAUUUUCUAUUACACACACACACACACACACACGUUUGUUUUUGUGAAAAGUGGGGACAUCCCAUAGGCGUAAUGGUUUUUAUACUGUACUUACUGUAUGUGCUAUUGCCCUACACCAACCGUACACCUAAACCUACCCCUUACAGGAGACUGUGCAUUUCAACUUUCCCCAACAAAAAACCUCAUUCUGUGUGAUUUAUAAGCGUUUGAAGAGUGGGGACAUGGGGCAAUGUCCUGAGAUGUCACCUUCACCUUGUAAUACCUAUGACCUUUGUCAUUAUACACAUCUAUGUCCUGACUUUUCACAAAAACACACGCACACACAGACACACACAGUUGUGCUCAAAAUUAUUCAUACUCUUGGUGUGAUCAAAAGAAGCUGUGAAAAUAAAUCUUCAUUGUUAAUCCCUUUGAUCUUUUAUUUAAAAAAAGAAAAAAUCGAACCUUUCAUUGGAAAACAGCAGUAUAUUUCAUUUUACACACGAGGAACAUUUUUACUCCUAUGUGCACCAAACCCAUCUUCAGUGUUUGCUGCUAAAAAGUUCAUUUUCUUAGUUUCAUCUGAACACAGAACCGGUUCAGUUUGAAGUUCCAGUCGUCAGUUGCUUUACUAACAAUAUGGUCAGAUGAAACAAAAAUGAAAUCAUGACUUCCCAACUCAUAAAUACGAACUUUCAGGAGGACUUGAAUGCACCGUUGUAUUUUAAUGUGAUUUAUUGUAUUUUCUGAUUGUGCCACUGCUGCCUUAUGAUGGAGUAUCACGUCCACAUCGCUGUGUUCAACUACUGUAUGUUUUUGUGCUGUUUUAUGUGACUUGAAGCGCAUUUUGUCACAUGUAAGUGUUAUCAUUGACACGUUGCAUCACGCUAGCAUUUCAGCCAGGUCUGUGUUCAUGUGUUAUAUUGAAAGUGAACAAUUCCAGAGCAAAACAAUUUUAUAUUGUUUUCUUUAAUAUUUUCAAAUGUAUCAAGAACAAAUAAAGUUGUGAUAUAAACAA